Messenger RNA from Colletotrichum orchidophilum, 1896 nucleotides. Its product is annotated as ANTH domain-containing protein. The record is from RefSeq and is a predicted model, not a curated record. The transcript has 5 exons. NCBI's taxonomy places the organism in Eukaryota, Fungi, Ascomycota, Sordariomycetes, Glomerellales, Glomerellaceae. Gene Ontology annotation, molecular function: 1-phosphatidylinositol binding; SNARE binding; clathrin heavy chain binding. Gene Ontology annotation, biological process: vesicle budding from membrane; clathrin-dependent endocytosis; clathrin coat assembly. Gene Ontology annotation, cellular component: clathrin-coated vesicle; clathrin-coated pit. Bases 1 to 1896 code for a protein of 631 amino acids.
AUGUCGAGCUCCUUCGAAAAAUCUGUCAAGGGGGCCACGAAGAUAAAGGCUGCGCCGCCCAAGACAAAAUACAUCGAACACAUCCUUGUUGCGACACAUGCUGGCGAAGCGGGCGUGGGGGAGGUCUUUCGCGCCUUGCAGUUCCGUUUACGAGACUCGACAUGGACCGUCGUUUUCAAGAGCUUGAUCACCGUCCAUCUGAUGAUCCGUGAAGGCUCGCCCGAUGUCACACUUGCCUAUCUGUCCAGGCACCCGAACACGCUUGCUAUCAGCAGCUUCACCGAUGCCCAGACACAAGGUCGCAACAUCCGGCACUACGCCAACUACCUCGCCGCGAGAUCUAAAGCAUACCGAGAAACGAAGUGUGAUUGGGUGCGAACUAAGGAAUCCAGGCUGGAGAAGCUGUCGGUCGACAAGGGCCUCCUGCGAGAGACAGAGAUUCUUCAGAGUCAGAUUACGGCCCUUUUGAAAUGCGAUGUUCUCGAGGGUGAAAUCGAAAACGAAAUCACAGUCACCGUCUUCAGACUACUCGUGCUCGAUGUGCUGGCUCUCUUCCAGGCAUUGAACCAAGGAAUGAUUAACAUUCUCGGCACCUUUUUUGAGAUGUCCAAGGUCGAUGCUGAGAGAGCGAUGGCGAUCUACCGCACCUUUACGAAGCAGACGGAUUUUGUGGUGCAAUACCUCAGUGUCGCACGCCAAUACGAGCAUCAAACGAGAGUUGAGGUUCCUAAGCUGAAGCACGCGCCGGUCAAUUUGGGCCGCCAGCUGGAGGAAUAUUUGGGUGAUCCAGACUUUGAAGUCAAUCGAAGACAAUACAUUGCUGAGCAGCAGGGCAAGAAGAAUAAGGUUGGGACCUCGAAACCGACGUCCAGCGCAUUCGACUCUAAGCCGGCGGCAAACACCCCCUUCCCGAGCACGAAUGGCUUGUCGCAACCAAAAACCGAGACUGCCAAGGGUCCUGCCCCCGAUCUGAUAGACUUUUUCGAAUCCAUCGAACAGAACCAGACAACGAUGGCUGCGAACGCACAGCAGCACCAGCAACAGCAACAGAUGCCCAUGCAGACCGGCUUCGCCAACAACAGUGCCUUCCAACCGCAACCUACUGGUUUCCAGCAGAAUGGCUUCGGGCCUCAACAGACCGGAUUUGUGCCGCAACAAACAGGCUUCGUUUCUAAUCCGUACCAGCCUCAGAGCACAAAUCCGUUUGGCCAGCCUCAGCAACAACAGCAGCAGCAGCAGCAACCACCGCAGCCGCUGCAACCUAGCUUUACCGGAGCUGGGUUCGGCGGGUUCACACCCCAGCCCAACUUUCAGCCGGGCACACUUGGCUCAAUACCGCAAGACUCGGUGGCAAGCUUCCCAACAGGCAACACAGGCAUGCUGAGUCCUCAGGCCGGUCAGCAAAUCACUAAUCCUUUCCGGGCGUCCAUGUUGAUGGCUCAGCAAACGGGCAUGUCCACGAAUACCGCAUUUUCGAACCCAGCGAGCCCCAACAUGCAGAGGCAGUCUACAAACCCCUUUGCGAGAUCCUCACCCCAAGCCCAGCAACCAUUUUCACCAGCUCCGAGUAAUUCACCUUUCCUGUCUCAGCCGCAGCAACAGACACAGCAACUUCCCACGAUCGCUCCGUUGCAACCAAUGAUGACUGGUACCAAUCCAUUCGCCAAGAACUUCACCGGUUCUCAACUACAGCAGCAACGCCCUGCUACUAGUUCUGGAGCCAUCGUGCCGCAGCCAACAGGCACCACAAAUCCCUUCCGCCAGGGUUCCUUCGUCAACCAUCAGACCGGCCUAGGCUGGCAACAUAAUCAACAGCCAAUGGGUGGUGGGCUGGAUAAUCUCGAGACGAUGCCUGUCUUCCCCCGGCCCAUCCAGCAAAACCCCUGGCAAACAUAA